Molecule: messenger RNA, 4241 nt
Organism: Ceutorhynchus assimilis (cabbage seed weevil)
Lineage: Eukaryota; Metazoa; Arthropoda; Insecta; Coleoptera; Curculionidae
Source: the annotation of a GenBank genome assembly
UAAGAAACUACGUUUUAAAAACGUAAACAUUAAAAUAUUUUUGAUUCUAUAAACUUAAAUAAAGGUAAACUAGUACAUUUAGUAUGGGAAUCGACAAAAAGAAACGUUCCCGGAGUAGAGAACGAACGGAUAAGGACAGGGACAAGCGGAGCAAAAGGUCGCGUUCGAAGAGCAAAGAUAGAGCGGAUCGAGGUCACAAAAGGCACAGGUCCAGGUCCAAGGAGAGAUACGAUUCUAGGAGAGACGAUAAAUUCGAGAGGAGAGACGAGAAACAUGAUAAGGAGAAGUACAAGACAGAGCGGGAGAAAAGGGAUGAGCGUAAAGAUGACAAAGACACGAAAUUUGCAAAGGAAACAAAGCCUGCACUUCCAGUGGAAGACACCAAACCAGCCAUCAAACCUGAAGUCAAAGCAGAACCCCAAAAAAAAGAACCAUUAUCCUUGGAGGAGUUGCUGGAAAAGAAAAAAGCUGAAGAAGCUGCUAAAAGCAAACCUGUUUUUUUAACAAAAGAACAACGCGCCACUGAAGCCCUGAAAAGACGCCAAGAAGAAAUAGAGAAGCUGAGAAAACAGCAAGACGAAGAAAGAAAAAUUAUCCAAGCAAUGCAAGUGUCUAGACAAGAAGACAGAAAAGAUGAUAGGGACAGAGACAGGCGUCCCAGAGAUCGUGAACGCGAAGAAGAGAAACAAAAAGACAAGGACAAGGAAAAAGAACAAGACGCCAUAAAAGAAAGAUACCUGGGCUUAAUUAAGAAAAAACGCAGAGUCAGGAGGCUAAACGACAGAAAAUUCGUAUUUGAUUGGGACGCUGGAGAGGACACUUCACUAGACUACAACCCUAUAUACAAAGAAAGACAUCAAGUGCAAUUUUUUGGCCGAGGCAAUUUGGCCGGCAUCGACAUCAAAGCACAAAAACGCGAUCAGAGCAAAUUUUAUGGGGAACUUUUGGAAAAACGGAGAACCGAAGCGGAAAAAGCCCAAGAAAAAGUCAGACUCAAAAAAGUAAAACGCAAAGAAGAAAAACAACUGUGGGAUGACAGGCAUUGGUCUGAAAAAGAAAAAGAUGAAAUGACUGAAAGAGAUUGGCGUAUAUUUAGAGAAGACUACAAUAUUACUAUUAAAGGGGGCAAAAUUCCUGAACCAAUCAGAGGCUGGAAAGAGUCUGGAAUACACAAAGACCUAUUAGAAAUUGUUGAAACUAUAGGCUACAAAGAUCCUACUCCCAUUCAAAGACAAGCCAUUCCUAUUGGCAUGCAAAAUAGGGAUAUUAUUGGUGUGGCUGAAACUGGUUCAGGUAAAACCCUGGCUUUCCUCAUACCUUUAUUAUCCUGGAUUCAAUCUUUGCCAAAAAUUGAAAGGACUGAAGACGCUGAUCAAGGACCUUAUGCUAUUAUUUUGGCACCCACACGUGAAUUGGCUCAGCAGAUUGAAGAAGAAACUGUCAAAUUUGGACAGCCUUUGGGAAUUAGGACUGUGGUUGUUGUUGGAGGUUUGAGCAGAGAAGAGCAAGGUUUUAGGCUAAGGAUGGGUUGUGAAAUUGUUAUUGCAACUCCUGGUCGUUUGAUUGAUGUGCUGGAAAAUCGCUAUUUGGUCUUGAAUCAGUGUACUUACAUUGUUUUGGAUGAAGCUGAUCGUAUGAUAGAUUUAGGUUUUGAACCUGAUGUCCAGAAAAUCCUAGAAUACAUGCCAGUAACAAAUCUGAAACCAGACAAUGAUGAUGCCGAAGAUAGCAGAAUUCUCCUGGCCAACUACAACAGUAAAAAGAAAUAUAGACAAACUGUGAUGUUCACUGCAACUAUGCCUCCAGCUGUAGAAAGAUUAGCCAGAACGUACCUCAGAAGACCUGCUGUAGUUUACAUUGGCUCCAUUGGUAAACCUGUAGAACGUGUAGAACAAAUUGUCCAUCUUGUAGGCGAGAAUGACAAAAGACGCAAACUUAUGGAGAUUCUUUCCAAGGGCAUUGAAAAGCCUAUUAUUAUUUUUGUUAACCAAAAGAAGGGGGCCGACGUUUUGGCUAAAGGUUUGGAAAAAUUGGGAUUCAACGCUUGUACACUUCACGGUGGUAAAGGUCAAGAGCAAAGAGAAUAUGCUUUAGCCAGCUUGAAAUCUGGAGCCAAAGAUAUUCUUGUGGCUACAGAUGUUGCUGGAAGAGGUAUUGAUAUCAAGGAUGUUUCUAUGGUUAUUAAUUAUGAUAUGGCAAAGACAAUUGAAGAUUACACUCAUCGUAUUGGUCGUACCGGACGUGCUGGCAAGACUGGUAUUGCUGUCAGUUUUUGUACCAACGACGAUUCGCCAUUGUUCUACGAUUUGAAGCAAAUGUUGCUAUCUUCGCCUGUGUCAAAUUGUCCGCCAGAACUCAUGAAUCAUCCGGAAUGUCAAAAUAAACCCGGUAAUCAGCCCAAGAGGAGGAGAGAUGAGAUGAUUUUUGCUUAAUUAUACACAUAAAAACAAUAUAGAAUGGAGGGUAUAGUUAACUUUAUUUCAGAUAAAAUAUUGAUAAUGAAAUAAAAACUUCUGUGUAAGAAUUAAUUAAUGGCCAAUCUUAAACCUAAAUCUUAUGAAAAUGAAUUUUGAAAAAAAAAAAAAAAAAAAUGUUUAUACUGCAAAAACAUAAUAAAGAAGUGAAAGAGGACAGGCAACGAGUGUUAAUUCCAGAUUAUCUUAAAGGGGGUGUGCACCAAAAAAACUACUUAAUCUCAAAAAAAAAGAGAAAAAAAAUCUAAGAAUAACAGUGAAAUCCGCACCCCUCUAUGACAAAUAAUACCGCAGAUAUGGCUCUAUGAAGGUACCGCAUCUCACCCUAUGACGUCACGAAAGCUCAAGCUACGCACGAGAAAGUGGAGUUAAUUAAAUUUACAUAUAUUUCUCCUGUGUUACCUGCAAUAAUCUAAACAAAAACCACUCACGCGUGCCGGGAACAAUCAAAUUAACAAUGCGGAGCGCGGCUGGACGACGCUCUCGUGACGUCACACACACUUUAAAGCGGUAUAUCUCAGCGAUGGUUUAUCGUAAAAUAACGAGGUUUGAACAGUUAUUCUUAGAUUUUUUUACACUAAAACUUUAAUUUUUGGCGCACACCCCCUUUAACUAAUCAGAAACACUCCAUCACCUAGUUAUUGCACAAAAAUCUAAAAAUACUUCAGAUAAAGAAUUAACAACUUAUACAUACAACAAAGCCACUCUCUUACUUCCUUUCGCCAUUACUGGUCAACAUAAUAAAAUUAUUGCCUACAAAACUCAUACAGUCAUUAAUUGACCAGAACACCAAGGACAAGGAUGUAUAUUAUCACUAGGCUGCACUAAAUUACUAGUUUUAAUUUCAGUCAGCAAAGAUAUAAUUUCUUCAGCAGUUUGACUUGUUUCAACAUUUUCCUGCUCAUUUUCAGGCUCUAUAAUAUUACUUUGUGCGUUUAAUUUGGAAUGCUCCUCACAAAUAUUACUCAUAAGUUCGUGAUGCUGCAUUAGUUCUGCCGGUAUGGAACCUUUUUCCAGUACCAACUUUUUAAUUAAUUCAUUCAGUCUGUCAAUUUUUAGUUUUAUUUGUUCUCUGUCGCCUGCCAGUUGUUUUAGUUGCUGGUCCUUUUCCUGGGCUUUUUGCUUCAAAAUCAUCCUUUGGUGUUGGUACAAGGCCACGUACUCGCCUAUUGUUUCGGUUUCACCUUGUAGCUGAAGAACUAUGUGUUCUAGGCGUUGUUUUUCGUCAGUUAAAUCGGCAAUUUCUUGCAUGGUCUUUUUUACUUUUUCUUCUAAGUAUUUCAUGGCGUUUUCUUUGUCUAUGGUGUUUUCAUCAAUGUCAUCUUUAGUUUCCUCACAGUCUUGUUCAGUUGUGUCUGGUAUUUUUAAUUUAUUAACUUCAUUAGUAAGUUCUAGAAUAGUUUGGUUGGCAUCGUUUAAUUGAAUUUCCAAAGGAGUGUUGUUUUCUUCAUCUUUUUUCUUGUUCAAUUGGUUGGUUAGUUUCACAAUAACCUGUUUAGCUUCCUGUAAGUCGUUCUGUAAAACGUGCGCGGAAUUAUCAUGUGCUUCGUAAUGCCUCAAUCUGUCUUCAAGUUGCUCAUGGUGAAGCGAUUGUCUAUUCAUUUCCUCGAAAGCUUCCCUCAAAUGAGUCAGUUCUUUGUCCUUAAUCUCAAUGGCGUCUGCUAAGGAUUGAAGAGUGAUUUCGGUUUUUUGUAAUUUUUCAAUUAGGUCUUUAUUGGUUUCGUGCUGGCCUUUGAGAUUUUCUGUGAGAACUACUUUAUCAUUGUC